AUGAGGAGAGUUCCGGUGGUGUCGGGUGAAGGGGAGGAAGUGGAGGAGGACUCUGGAUCGAGUCAAUCGGUGCCAGUGACUUUCCGAACGGCAGAUAGAAGUGACCAACAUGGGCGUGAAGCCGGUGAUAGUGCGACAACAAAGCAAAAGGAAAUGACAGACGAGUUACCAACUGCCUUGCCCCAAAUGGCAGACGGCGUGCCGGGGCUGGUCUCGGACGUUUAUGCCAGCGAUGAAGGACAUAUCCUAGAGUCAAGCGAGGAGCCGAAAUCCGAGGAAUUUUCUUCCAAAGAUGAACUCGCAGGGAAACAGCCACCGCAAGAGGCUCUUGAGAUCAGGAAACCAAAAGAAGAGAGAGGAGAAGGAAAGCGAGAAGAGCAAGAGAGGGAGUUUUGCCUGCGUGGACGCGCACAGCCCGAGCAAGCAGAACGCCUAUCCGGAGGGAGUGCAUCUGGAAGUGCCUACGCAGAACCACGGCAGAGAAGCGCAGAUUCCAGUUCGGCGGACAUCAAGCAAGUCGUCCUCGAGUAUGAGCCGGUACCAGAUCGGCAGACUCAAAAGAGCGGGUACGCCCUGGUGGACUCUGUAAACAGCUUUCUCGACAGCUGGUUGGUCCCCGAGGAAGGUGCCAAGGUGGUCCCCCCCCCCGCCCCCAUCGUAGCUCCAGUCGUCGUUACGAAAGUGGACUCCGCCCCUCAGCCUCACUGCAGAGGUGAAGAGGCAGAGAGCGUAUGGUCGCAGCUGAGGUCGUUGCAGGCAUGCACCCAUAUCGAUCUGUAUGAAACACGGCCCGAGUGCCCGAAGUGUCACCAACCCCUCCCCGGUGACAAAAGGCCGCAACCCCAAACCUGGACGAGAUGGAUUUUCAAGCAGUGCGAAGAGCCUGUGGACCUUCAGGCAGAAUUCCUUGUGUAUCCAAAUCCUCUUGUGUACAUCGGUCGCCCCCGACCGGACAUCGAUCAACCUUGGUUCGGUACUACCUCCUACGUACCUGCGUAG
Besnoitia besnoiti is the source of this 999-nucleotide messenger RNA. RefSeq lists its product as uncharacterized. The transcript has a single exon. NCBI's taxonomy places the organism in Eukaryota, Apicomplexa, Conoidasida, Eucoccidiorida, Sarcocystidae. Bases 1 to 999 code for a protein of 332 amino acids. The record is from RefSeq and is a predicted model, not a curated record.